Molecule: messenger RNA, 2357 nt
Organism: Pocillopora verrucosa
Lineage: Eukaryota; Metazoa; Cnidaria; Anthozoa; Scleractinia; Pocilloporidae
Product: adenosine receptor A1-like
Biological process (GO): G protein-coupled receptor signaling pathway
Cellular component (GO): plasma membrane
Molecular function (GO): G protein-coupled receptor activity
Source: RefSeq, a predicted model, not a curated record
GUUGAAACUUGCACGUUUUAACAGUCUGUCUUUGUUUGUCUACUCUGCUUGUUCGAAUCUUUCAAUACCUAUGUUGGUUGCUGAUUAGGAUUCGCAGCUGGAGAGUUCAUUGGUUCGAAAUUUCACUCAAGAGUGGGUGCUGCUAAAAAGGAAACCAAACAAACGUUUCGAUAAAGCGUGAGGUGAACAAAGCGAGUCAAGUACGUAUCGAUAUGAACGGCACGGAUACACUGGUGAUAAAUACCACAAAUGAGGCACCAUCGACUUUGAAACACCGAGAACUGCCCGAGUUAAUUUUAAAAGUUUACUUGACAAGAGGAAUAAUCGCCAUACCCAUGGCGUUGAUUACAUCUUUCUCGAAUGGUCUUGUAAUGUUUCUGUUUCUGACGGAUCCAAAGAGAUGUCUUCGUUCUUCUCCGAGCUGUCUUCUUGUUGCGAGUCUGGCUCUAGUAGACUUCAUGGUGGGAGGCUUCCUGGAACCCACUGAUGCCUACUACAGCCUUGCCAUAGCUUUUGGGCGGCAGCACUCCAUAAGAAGAAAAGACUUGCAAAGCGCUGCAGCUUAUUUUCUCCUCUGCUCGAUGCUUCUACUUUUGCUAAUAACGUUUGAUCGUUACACGGCGAUAUCUCGACCCAUUCAUUACCCUCACAGAAUCACCAAAAAGAGAGUGUGCAUAAGCGUGGUGAUGGUAUGGAUCUACUGCGCCUUGCUAAUCAUUGGUAUAAGACAGUGGGGCGAAAAGUUCAGGAAUGAAAUUUUCUGUGUUCAUGUCGAUGUAGUCGUGUUGGUUAUAACGGUGCUUUUCUGUAACAUUGUGUACUUGCUGCGUAAGCAGACGAGUAGCUUAAAAAGAUUUAGCAGGUCCUCGGAUGACAUCUUCGUCGUUCGAGCCUCAGAACGCGAGCGUAAAAUAACCAUGACACUAUUACUCAUGCUUGUGAUAUUCCUUGUAUGUACUAUGCCCUGGUUUAUCAUGAUGCAGAUUUUUGACUAUUGUGAUAUUUGCAAAAAGAAUUGGUGGAUCAUGAAGUUGCUGUUUAUUUUGUUCCAAGCUAACUGCGCUUUCAAUCCGUUCUUGUGUACACUGCGGAUGCCUCCUUACAAGACAAGUGUAAAGUUGGCCCUAUUGCGAUUCGAAUUUUUUCGUCGCUGCUUUAGGUCAACUUGUCCCGCAAGGCAAGAAUAUCAACUUCAAAGGCGAGACGCCAACUGCAGCAACCGAGGGGGCAGAAAAGGAAGACUGGCUUCCAGUUCAAGUUUUGUUUUACCGAAAGCGUUUUAAAUGUUUUUGAAUGUAUGAAAAUCAUAUUAUACAUGAAAACGUUUCGAUUAAAAGAAAAAGGACUUCUAAGCAGUCACGACGGAAACGCCGAGAAGACGCCGAUCAAAACACAAAUUUACAUUUUUAUUGAGAAUUUCGCAAAUGGCUGAGUGUGUUUACCAUCUCCUAUGGCCCCACAACUCAGCUUCAGCAUAACGUAUGUGAGUUCCAAAUGGUAACUCAAAUAACUGCCGUUGGGGUUUCCGUUCACAAACCCCGUAAAUUUUGAUGACUUAACGUUAUUAUUGUUUUGUAGAGGACGGCUAAGGAAUAUAUAUAAUUCGAUUUGAAAACGCACGUCUGCCCUUUAGAUCUCUUGUUUUGCCACGUCCUGGUACCAGUCGUCGUUCCCAUUAUCGAUUCAUCAAGGCUUAAAAUUAGUGAGUUUAUUUUUGUUUUGGUACUGCAGACGAGUAGGAAUGCAUACCCCUAUGACCUGUUUCAAGGUUUCCACAUGUACUAGACAUAGGACGCCCUCACGAACAUUGAACAAUGCUGGCGAUCUUAAGGAUUGACGGCUGAAAACAGGGCACGUAUUUCUAAUAUUUGUGUCUUGCUCCCAACCCAUGGCUCAGUUGUUUGUAGCGUGCGUCCAACUAUAACCUGGGAGGCCUGGGUUCAAAUCCCGUCCAAGCCUGAACAUUUUUUCAGACAUCUUUUCUGCAAUUGCUUGAAUUGCGGCUCACUGGCGUGGACCAUGGCUUUAUUUGAUCGAAUAUUUGUGUUGUGUUCUGGAGAGCUUUAUCAGUUUUAAGAAUCUUUAUUUUUUUUUUGUCGAUGGUGGCAAAGGUAAUUUUUUUUUUCGUAUUUUUGAAAACUUAGGUGGUUAUAUAGCUGUUCAGGAGGGAUGAAAAGGUAGCAUUUUGUAUGAGAAGGGAUGAGUUUAUUAACUAGCUUUUCUCUCUAUCAGCGACGGAAAUAUGAAGAAUUUCUCUUCAAGGUUCUUGAAGAAAACGAGAUUGGGAUUUUCACCAGUUUGGGACAUAGCGUGUGAUGAGUGUUCACCUGACUUAGUUAUUUAUGCCACAUGAGGAU